AUGGCCGGGGCAGAGUUAGAAAAUUGUGCUUUCCGUGCGAAACAACUUAUCCAAGCAAACGACAGGAAUCUGGUUGAUGGUAGAGCUAGCUUCAAAGCCGUUGACGAGAUUAGUGACUUGCCCUUCACCGUCGCUUUUUCGUCUCCAUACAUUUGCAAAUAUUGCGUUACUAUUUUGAAGAAACGACACUCGUUUCGUUUGAAACUUAAGGAUAUAGACAAAGUGCUAAAAAAUAGAUACAACAGCGUAUCUUUACUUCAAGUUAAAAGUAAUACUUUGGAAGAACCUGCUGUUAAGAUUAGACUCGUCGGAUCGUCAUUUUGUUCCACGCCUCUCUCUAAGAAACAUGCGUUCACACAAACGAAUAAAUGUAAUUUUAUUCUUAAGAGUUCAAACAAGAACCAAGAGAACUUACCUUUUCAGCAGAAGGCUAACGCAUUGAACUACCCUAAGGUUUCUGUAGAAGUUGAAUGGCAAAAUGAAACGAGAAGAAGGGAAUUAUGCCCAUCUCUAAACCCUGUUGGCAAAAUGCUUCUAAGGGGAACUUUCAAACAAAUCGCUGCGGCUGCAUGGAGAUGUGAUCAGAUUAGGCCAUACAUGAUAACUCAAGCCUUGAAAGUUAUCAACAAAGAAUGUGCUGUCCUGUGUGCACGAAAAUCGCCAAGUAUGCUUCGUGCAGUGAAGAAAGAUGACAUCGUCAAAUUCAGCUUCAUGGAGUUAAAUAAAGAGCUCAAGCAAAAGUGCCCAUUGUUGCAUGCAGUGAUUAAAACAGCGUGUCUCAGAAAAUGUGACAUAAACCGAAAGACAGGGCUUAUUAAUGAAGAAACAGGUAUGAAUCAGAACAUAAAGUGGAUUCAACCACUCUGUAUGGCAGUAGCAAUUUGUGCCAAAACACGAUCAUCUCACCUCUCAGGGCUGCAGCUGAUAAUCUCCAUUAUACUACAGCAUUGUAGCCUAACAGCAGCAAUUGCCAGACUUCGAGUAGUGAAACUGACUGUCUCCCACCCAUGCCUACACAAAAAGUUAGAUGAAUUUGGUAAGCUACAAGAUUCAUCAAUCUUGGAACAAGUUUCUAGAGCAGGAGAAAUGUUAAGUAGCAAAAGGGAUUUGCAUGAAGAAACUAUUGAAAAAGAUCAAGAAGAAAGGGUUGUAGCAUGCAGAAAGCUACCUGAUUUUGCUGUAGCAAAUAAAGGUUGGAAGAUAGUCCUCGACAACAUAGACUACCAGCAAAAUGUACACCACAUGAGUGAGGAACAUCAAAAUUCAAUGUUCCAUUGGGUGACCUAUAUGACAACUCAAAAUAGAGUUUCAGGCAAUGAUUUAAGAAGUGAAAAACCACCAGGAAACAUUAGUGAACUGGAAUAUGGGAAAUUCCUACCAAACAAGAUAGAGCAUAAAGCCCAACGAGACGAUUAUGUCUUUCUUGUGGCACGCCUUUGCUCAACACACAUUCCAUGUCGCCAAUUUCUUUUACCAACAUUGAAGAAACACAUAAAACGUAGAUACACGGAUCUUACCAACAAGCCUACACAAACGACUUUUCAUGGUUGCAUCUAUGAAAACGAAAAUGAUUCAGAUGGGAUCCAGAAAGUGUUGCAUGUGCUACACGAAUUAGUGCCUAAAAAGGAAAUGGAAAAUGAAAAAUUAUUUGCAGAGCAAGGAGUAGUUGGAGACCAACUGUCUGUUGAGAGGGGAGUGAAUUGCCUAUUGGAGCUUUCUAAUGGUUUCACCAAGGAAGAACGUUUAGAAGGUCUCCAUUUUGAGAUAGCAGAUUUUCAAGCAGCAAUGAAAUUUCUACAGGUUAAAAGAAUUCACAUUUUUAAAAAAACCCUUUUGAUGAAACUAUACCAUAUUUUUUCUCAGUGAUGUUUUUAUUUGAACAAAAAUAAAAUGUUUGUUUUGGAUUAUUGGUCAUGUGGUUUAUGUCAUCAUGUAUUUCGAUCCCAAACUGGGUAUAUUUCCUAGCCAAUACAAACAGCUUCUGUUUGUUAUUAAAUGUUUUUUUUUCAAAAAAUAACUGUUUUCCCUAUCGAUGACUAGAUGGCUUUUUAAAAAAACAGGUUAUUGCCUUUAUUCAACUUUUUAGAUAUGAAAAUUGGAUGCUUAUUUCUUUCAUUUUAAUAGUAUAAGUUUUCUAAUCACAGUCAUUUUAUUUUUUUAAAGCUUGGAUUUGACAAUUUUUAUAGUGGAUCUGCUGCAUCUGAUCACUGCACACUCUGACAGUGUUUUGAUAAACAGGAGAAAUGUAGGAUCAGAUGUCAGAUCAAGGUAUGCUGCAUUCAAACAGUUUUUUCUCAUGGAAGUGGAGUGCAGAAUAAUAGCUGCCACAAUGGAAAUUCUCCAGUUGCAGUCACUUGAUGGUGUUCCACAAGAGAAUCACCUUCUUAUUUGAAUAAUGAAACUGUGGAGAAUAAGAGAAAAUUCUUGGAACAACUCUCAGCAGUAAUUGUUGACACAUACAUUCUCCAGCUUGACAAGGUUUGCCUUAGAACUAAUUUGAUACUGAUUCUAGCUUUGAAAACUUGUUAUGCAUGCUUUAUAGUAUAGAGUUCACGAGUUGUAAUAUCUUAGCAAGAUGUUGCCCUUUCACAUUGUUUAUGUCAAAAUCAUUAUGAACAAACCUUUUUAUAAACCCAAGUAGGUAAACCUGCAAGCACCCUCCUGGUAACAGAAGCCUACACUUAAAACUUGUGAAAAUAUAUAAUUCGUUUGCAUUUAGCUAACAGAACUUCUUCAACAAGCAAAAUCUGCCGAAGCUUGUUUUUCCAACAACCAUAAUGAAAACAAUAUGUGCAAGUUUUCUGGUUGCAGAAAGAUUUUCAAAUGAAAUUGCAACGCAAAAAGGCUCCAUGAGGCAUCACACAGUUCAGGUUCAGCUAACAGCGAUGACAUCUUCCAUUACCAAAUUGCCUUUUUGGAGUAUGGAAUGGUGGUAAAAAAAAUUUUUGAUGUCAUUGCAGAAGGUGAUGGAGAAAAACUGUUUAGAAGCUGGAAAUUUAUGCUGCUUUAUCUGAAAGGUGACGGUAGAAGAAGUUCAAAAUAUGCACUUGAGUGCAUGUACUUGAUCUGCCAGAGGUACUGUCUUCUUUCAGAGCAAGCAGCACAUAGACUAAUGUGGAACAGGUUUGUGAAAAACAAAAGUGGAUUUCGAGGCAACAUACCACUCGAUCUGGCACUGGAGAAUUUCAAUAGGCUGCUUAAAAAUGUCAUCAGAAUGCUUGGGCCAAAUGCAUCUAACCAUCAGGUAGUUGACAGAUACUGCAAAGCUUUGGCAACAAGCAAGGCAGUUAUUGAGAAAUGGGAUGAAGGUACCAGCUUUGUUGCUAAAGGUGGUAGGCAUAAUGUACCUUAUGUCUCUCGUGAUAUGGAAAAAAUUAUCAAAGAGCUUAUUGAGUGACAGGCUUUCAAGAAGAUUCCUGGACGUAAAUACAAGCAUUAUCAAGAUUUCAAUAAAAGUUUGAUCUCUGAUUUAGACAUUUCUGGCAUCUUUAAGUGGAUAAGCAACCAUGUGAACUUGGUGAGAAAAAAGAAAACUGCACGUUGAGGACCACCUUUCAAAAACAGUUUAUUGAACAAAUGAUUUCAGGGGUCAGGGAUGUUAGAGCCAACAGUCAUAUAUAUCAACAAUAGUGUAAUAUGUCCAUACCCACUUUUUUCAUGUCUACAAAAAUACAAUAGAGUUUAUUGUUUAUUAGUGGUGAGUUUCAAAAGUUAUUCCCUGCCUUUUGUGUCAGCACUCGCAGAAAUCUAACUGCCUAGCCUUUGUUUGUUUGUGCAAAAUGUUUUAUCAAUUUGACACAUUUUCAGUCAUUUUUGGCAACCCAAGCAAGUGACCUAGAGGAUUCAAAGCUGUUUUAUCAAAACACAGGAAAUAUAAGUAAGCUGAAUUGACCACAUCUUAAUGAAAAAAUGCAUUUGAAAAUCCAUUCCACUGCUAAUGUUUAGGAAUAUUAUAGUAUAGGUUCUGAUAGUAUUUGAACUACAUAGCACUUAGGGCAUUUUUUGGGCUGUUAAAGCGUUUUUUAAUGUUUCGUACAACAUUUGCAAUUAUCCUGCAAUUAUUUCUAAAUGGCCUUCUUAAUGAACAUAAUACACCGAGUAUUUUAAUAUUGGGUUUGGGUAUUUAAUCUUUCUUGGAGUGCAUUAAAGAUAAUUGUCACUGUUUUGAUGUUAACGUAUACCAAAGUACCUUUCAAUAGGAUUAUGUAGUUUUUAUAAACACUAUGGACGCUUUUAGCAUUUUUUAACUUUUAUUAAUGUCAUUGGUUAUCUUUCCCUGGAGCAAUUGCUCAUGCAAGAAAAAUCUCGAGCAUGCGUCACUUCUUACAAAAAGGUCUGUUUGAAUAUGAUUCAGUUGGAGCUCUUUUAAUGAUUUUGAAAGGUCACAUUUCAGGCUCAUAUAAAUAAUUUUGAUUCAUAAAAGAUAGAGCAAGAUAGAUCCUUUAAAAUCUAAAGAAACAAAUCCAUGAGCAUAUUGGUUGUAGAGUGCAUUUUGUUCUAUAUAUUGGCUGUAUUUAACAGCUUCUAAUUGUUUAUAAAAACUUUAUUUGUAAAUUAGCUUCUUCAGCAAUAUGUUCUAGUGCACUGUUGAUUUCUUCCUGUUGUUCCAUAUCUGUCGAAACAUCAAGGUCUGUGUCGGUACAAUCUAUACCAUCAAAAGCUGCACUAUGCAUUUCAGUGAUGUUUGAGUCUCCACAAUAACUAUCAUCACCAUGAUCGAGUUCAUGGUCUUCUUCUCCACAAAGGUCAUUAUACGUCAAAUUGAGCUCAAAGUCCUUGAAAACAUGGUGGAUAACAGCAAGUAUGUUUGCUGCAUAUUUGUUCCAGUAAAUAUUGCAAUACGUGGCUUCUAAAAGAGAUUUUAGCUCAACAAGUUUGCUAUAAUAACUUAAAAGGGUGCUGAUUUAUUCACAUCUGUUGUUGUACCCCUGCAAAUAAAAUUCAAAACUAACUGAUUUAUUGAAAUAAAGACAAAUAACAAUACUUAAGUCAGGCUAAGGACAUUAGUGAUUUCUUACAUUUAUUCAUUUACACAGAGAUGCUAAUAUUGCUUAUUAUUUAAAUUAAAUAUUUAUAACUUCAGUGUAUAUGUUUGAAGCUGUGGGAAAACAAAAUUGUGACUGUAAUGCAAUAAAUUAAAAUAAUAUUGAAAUGAUUCCUGCUGUCCCACUCACAAAGCUUUGUCAUUGAUCAAAUAGUUUUACUGAAAUAAUUUCUUCAUAAGGUUGUGCCUAUUUCACAUGGUAUCUUAACAUUUCAUCUGACAUGGCCAUCAUCAAUUUCCAAUAGCUUUUUACCAGCUUCUCUUGGAAAAGUUUUCUGUUAUUUAUAUUUUAAAUCUUGCCAUGGUAUUUGUACUCUAGUUACAUUCUGAAACAGCAUAGCAUGACUGGCAUAGUAUAUUAUAUACUGAAUUUGAAUACCUAUGUUUGUAUAUAGUAUAUUAUAUACUAGCUUUGUAUUAUGCUGCAUAUAUUUUAUUCAUUUACACAUCUAUUAUUGGAAUGUUUGAUAAUUUUAAUGUAAAGGUUUAUAACUUAAAAAAUAAAGGCAGCAACCAUAUAACCUAAAAUUUCAUUACCAGUGGACAAUGCAAUGAGCUUCAUCUAUUACAAUCACUUCAUAGUUUGUUCGGAACUCCUCACUAGAGAGCACUGAUCGCCAAUGAUCGGAGGCCAACAUGCUUUCUGGAGAUGUAUAAACUAAUGAAUAGUCGCCAUUCCCAAUUUCUUCCAGCACUUCCUGCGUUUGGCUUUCGUAUAUAGCAGCCCCUGGAACAGCUGUGGCUUUCAGCUUUUCGAUUUGGUCAAACAUCAAAGCGUUUAGCGGGGAAACAACCAGAGCCGUAGACGUACCAAUUGCUUGAUCCUUCGAUGUGACUAUGUUCGAUAUGUUCGAUGUGACUAUAGGGAGCUUUGAAGAAGCGGGAAUUUGUGAAGUGGUUGGUCUUUUCAUCCUCAAAAAGCUGGGUGCAAAAUACGGAAAAGACAACAUAGGUCUAUACAGAGACGACGGACUCGCUGUCUUUAAGAACACUCCUGGUCCACAGGCAGAGAGAAUCAGGAAGGACAUUACAAAACUUUUCAAGACUCACGGCCUCAACAUCACCAUACAGACCUAAAAAUUGUGAACUACCUCGACGUAACACUUAACAAAUCAAUUGUAUUGUCCAUACAGAAAGCCCAACGACCAGCCACUAUACAUCAAUACAAAGUCCAACCAUCCCCCCAACAUCAUAAAGCACUUACCUGGAUCAAUCAACCGUAGAAUAACUGACAUAUCAUGCAACGAAAGUGAAUUUAACAAAGCAAAGCCCAUCUAUGAAAACGCCCUAAAAGCCAGUGGAUACCUCGACACACUAAAAUACAACGACCACACAUCACCCACACGUAAAAGAAGAAAAAGACAGCGCAACAUAAUCUGGUACAACCCACCAUACAGCAAGAAUGUACAAACUAACAUCGGCAGAACUUUCCUCAAGCUCAUACACAUACACUUCCCCAAAAAUCACAAAUUCCAUCAGAUUUUCAACAAGAACAAUGUGAAAGUCAGCUACAGUUGUAUGGAUAAUAUGCAAACCAUCAUCAACAAACACAACAAGAAAAUUAUCAACACCAAUCCCACCACCACCAACGAGAAAACAUGCAACUGCCGAAAAAAAGACGAAUGCCCACUAGACAACAACUGCCUCUCUUCCAGCAUCAUCUACAACGCAUAUAUCACUACAACCGAAGACACUGUCAGCAAAAACUACAUUGGCCUAACAGAAGGAACCUUCAAACAACGAUUUACACAACACCAACUCUCAUUCCGCAACCGAAAAUACGCCAACAGCACCGAACUAUCAAAAUACAUCUGGGAACUUAAAGACAAAAACAAGGAUUAUGACAUACAAUGGACCAUCAUCACCUCAGCCAAACCAUACAACAACAUUACAAAAAGGUGUGACCUAUGCUUAACAGAAAAACUAUACAUCAGCAAAGCAAAUAACAACACCCUUCUAAACAAACGAUCCGAAUUAAUCUCCAAAUGCCAACACGAAAACAAGUUUUAUCUCAUGAACAAUAGAACUCCACCUAACUAAUUAACCUGUAUCUAAUAAAAUUUCUUUUGUCUAACUUUAUCACACCUUUUGUAUAUUUAUACCGCGGUAACAGGAAUACUCUUCAUUAUAGUCUGUCUG
This is a messenger RNA of Rhopilema esculentum, 7183 nucleotides long. The record is from RefSeq and is a predicted model, not a curated record. NCBI's taxonomy places the organism in Eukaryota, Metazoa, Cnidaria, Scyphozoa, Rhizostomeae, Rhizostomatidae.